Messenger RNA from Cantharellus anzutake, 2940 nucleotides. RefSeq lists its product as uncharacterized. Bases 223 to 2694 code for a protein of 823 amino acids. The record is from RefSeq and is a predicted model, not a curated record. NCBI's taxonomy places the organism in Eukaryota, Fungi, Basidiomycota, Agaricomycetes, Cantharellales, Hydnaceae. The transcript has 2 exons.
CGAAAACAGGCCACAACAAGGGUCGACAAGUCUUUGGGACUCCAUUAGGACACGUCUCUCCGGGCACUUUUCGCGCGUCUUGCGCGUGCAUUGGGAAUAAGAUUAAGUUCAAUACCUAGGACGAGGGUUGGGGAUACCGUGUGUAAACUUAGCCACGACCGACCUUACGCGGAAAACAGCUUACACCCCCCUCAGUAGUCGAGUAGCAUUUUAGGAUCGGGGAUGCCUAUAUUUCAGAAGAAAACUCAAGAUGGAAGGAAGACCCCUCAGAAGGCGCCCCCUAAAGCCCUCACACCUGCACUAGGGACUGGGGGUCGACGGUCCCUUUCGAUGGUUGGGAAAGCUUUGGCAGAUGUUGUAAACAAUCGAAAAUCGAAUCAUACUCCUCCAAAGCCGUCCGCGCGCGCCUUGGCGAAAGUUUUUGAAUCCUCAAGUGACGCUUAUGAUUCGUCAACUGCUGUGGAGUCGUCCCCUCCAAAUCAACCCACUCCGUCCAGUCCGGCUAGGCGUUCUGGCUCCAUUAGCAGCACUAAAGUCACGCCGCCAAAGCGGGAUAGAAAUCCUAUUAGUCGCCCAUCAUCAAAAGGCACCGGCAGAGGCACCCCAGUCCUGACCCGUGAGGAUGUUCCUAGGGAAGGGACAUCUUUACCGACUACAUCAAAGGCACCAUCUAGCCCUGGGGCUUCUUUUCGACGAGUAGGCCACGUCUCAUCGGCCUCUGUCGCAUCUGCUUUCGGACCAGAAGGUUCUCGCCGUUCAUCAAGGUCAAUUGAAGUCAAGCCCAGAAAUGGGCCUGUAUUGGCCUCGCCCCCAACAAAAUUGAUCACUAGAGCCCCUCAUUCAACAUCUGCUACUCCUAGCGUAGUUGCGACCCCCUCGCUUUCUCCCCAUCCUCUCCCAAUUGCGACGGCCGAAGACAGAGAUUUGUCAUCUCCUACUGAAUCUGUACCUGGUUUAACCCGAGCUUCUUCUAUCAAGGUGGCAUCAGUCUCGGCUCUACCACAACCGAAAACCAGGCCUCGUUCGUCGGUCUUUGCAUCAAUGCCUCAACUCGGUGAGCCUCGUGAAAAUUUAAGGCCGAAGCUAGCCGUGUCUUUGGCUUCCCCAAAGAAGACUCGUUCUGUAGAAGAUGAUGGUGAUCAGAAAUCUGUGACGGGUUUGCCCAUUCGGGUGGCUGGGAGCAUCAAGUCGGCUAUCAAGGAUAAUCAGAAUGAGCAUCGGCAGCCGUCUCCCACUGCUUCAGUCCGGAGCCUGAUAAAGAGACCGCUCAGUCCUCUCCCCAAGUGUGUGAUAGGAAAUCCACCAACGGCGGAGGGGGGGGCUCACGACAGUGGGAAAGCGAAUGAGCCAUCAAAUACUAAUUCAAUUGUGGUCAAAAACUCCAAGAGCUCGGUUUCUGACUCAAAUUCGACCACUGCUAAGCGACGAAGCGGUCUUCCCCGUCCAAGUAGCUCUGGUGCAAUGGUAUCCUAUCCUACUUGGGAGAGGGCCCAAGGAAUCUCUAUGAAAGGUGCAGCUUCGAGGCGGACAGCGACUGAAGGAGAUCCUUCAGAUGGGUUUAGGGGCACCUUCAAGAAGCGAAAAAGUGACAUCAGAGUCGUAGAUUCACGCAGCAACUCGCGGCAGUCCAAUAAUGUUGCAGCUUCGCCACGUCGCACAGCCGUACGCACUUCACAUCCACGUUCUCCAGCUCAUCAACCCAAGACCCCAUCCACGUCCAAAGUUCCACCAAGAUUUGAACAAACCUUCUCUAUUCCACGAAAUCGACUAAUGAAUUUUUCUUUUGCUGACAUGACCCUUCCAAGUGAUGACACGGCAGAUUUUGACGGACCUUCUCUUGAAAAUUUCACACCAGACCAUCAUAAUCCCAGCAUCAGUCCUUUGUCCAAUUCAGUUUCUCUUCCGACGAUUUUCCUCCCUCCCAGUCGGCCUUAUCAGCCUCCUGGACCAUUACGCACAACUUCGCGGGCGACACGACGUGGGAGACCUAGCACAGCGCCCGUCAACUCGCCAACUAGCCGUCCAUCGAUACUGUCAUUCGACGCCAUUGCAGAACGUUCUCGCGAGUUCUCAGAAGGUGACAUGGACACCAUGUUGUCCGAGGUCCCGGCACCGUUUACUCCCGACGUUCAUCGAUCGUCGCUACUUCUGACAACACCGGGAUCAUCUGAAUUGUCCUUCAAUCUCGAUGACGCGGAUGCGCAGACUGCGUCCGUUCCUCCUUCACCAUUAGACCGUUCUUUCUAUACUCACAGCCAAAAGAGCGGUGCAACAGGCUCUAUUUCCCAGCUCCUCUUCCCAGCAUCUACAAUUCCCUCAGAAAUGCCUUCACCAUCCCCGGUUUUCGCGGCGAUGCCUCAUUCAGUGCGCCUGUUUACUGAACAGGAGAUCAUUGAGCUACGUGUAAAGGUUGCCGCCCACGAAACAGCUUCAAAGGCCCAGGAAGCUCAGGUUGCUAACUUGGAAGCUGAGAUUGCCACUGCAUACUCGGUCACCCGCUCCCGUGAGUCGGCUUGCAGGCUUAGUAUGCGUAAGCUGGCGAGCGAGUUAGCACAAAGCUAUACAGAUAGCACGAAGGAAACUUGGAAUUAUGUAGCGGAGUUUGCAAAAAUUGAGCAUGCCUCCCUUGCCGCCGAACGGUCAACAUUACAGGUGCUGGUGUUGGCACUGGAUGCCAAGAUGCCAACGGUAUAAUCAUACAUGUUUGCUCUCAAUUGCACCUUCGUUUUUUGAUCUUAUAAUUUAUUUGCAUGUGUAAUGUUCACGACCUUUUGUUAUGUAGGACCUUUUGCGCAUUCCGGUGUACAUUACAUCACGUACAUCUCUCACGACCCUAACCGCAAUGGGAGGCAAAUAAAUAGUUCAAUAAGCUUACAGUUACGCGUAUGCAUUCCGCAGUUCGGCGCAAGCACGAGCGAGAACAUUGUGACAUUGCGUAGG